UUACUUUGAUAUCGUCAUGCGGUUUAUUUCGUUAGCUCUGCUGAUCUUGCUAAUAGGUCUGGUCCUAAUUGCCCCUCUUGGGACAGAUGCUUCCUGUAAACAAGCUGGCAAACGCAUGAGAGAUCUAAUAGACUGGGACGAAGAUGGGAGCUGUGAUCGUUCCUCAUACCCCAAAGUCAUAAGCGAAACAGAGGAAGCCCUUGCCGAAAAUGUUGAUUCUGAUUCCGAUCAUGCUGAAGCAUCCUACUUGCCGUAUGAGUCUUUCUUCAGAAAAUUGAAGUGGGCCUUUGCGUUUGUGUACAAAAUUGUCAUUUGGUAUCUGAAUUUCAUUAAGGAAUAAAAUUAAAAUCAUGUGCCAGAGCUGUUAACAAAGCCUAAA
Messenger RNA from Drosophila guanche, 379 nucleotides. RefSeq lists its product as uncharacterized. The record is from RefSeq and is a predicted model, not a curated record. The coding region runs from base 17 to 340 and encodes 107 amino acids. The transcript has 2 exons. NCBI's taxonomy places the organism in Eukaryota, Metazoa, Arthropoda, Insecta, Diptera, Drosophilidae.